AUGGGGGCGCACUCAAGUCCGGGACUCGGGGCCGGGCCGGGGGGCGCGGGGGACCGGGCUUCCCGGGACGCAGCCUCGGAGGGCGGCGCGGCGGCGGCGGCAUCAGCGCCGCACACCCAUGCGCGCCCCCCGCCUCCCGGUGCGCGGCCCGGCGCAGCUGGCGGAGCGGCGGGGACAAUGGCGGGGCGCGCGGCGGCGCUCACUGCAGCAGCAGCAGCAGCAGCUGGUGGGAGUAGCCGGCGGCCUCGGGGGGCGGGCCCGGCGGGCUGGGCGGCGGCGUGGGCGGUGGCGCGGCCUGGGCUGGGGGCGCGGCCCGGGCGGGCGGCGGCGGCGAGGCGGGGUCGGGGCCGCGGGCUCCCGUCUCCCUGUUCAUUCCUCGUGCCCCGGGUCCGCCGUCGCCGUCGCCGCCGGCGCUGCGCGCGCGAUAAUGGGGGGCCGGGCGGAAGCGGCCUGGGCGGGGCCGCGCGCGCUCCCCGCCCCCCCACCCACCCCCGGCGCCGGCCCGGACGCGGCCCGGCGGGCUGGGGGUGUCGCCGUCCCCGCCGCGCCCCGCCCCCGCCGAGUACCCACCCUGCAACCGCGAGGCCGGACACUGCCAUUGGAUUUAGGGCCACCUUCAUCUGGGAUGACCUCAUCUCCAUCUUUCACUUAAUCGCAUCUGCAAAGACCCUAUUUCCAAAGAAGGUCCCGUUCCCAGGUUCCAGGGAUCAAGUCUUGGACGUGUCUUCUUGGGGGGAACAAUUCAACCCACUACAACCUCCAUCAUCACAGAAUAUGUCCAACUCCAUGAAUAUGGCAUUCACUGGAUAGAGAAGAAUACCUUUGAGAGAUGUUCUUACAAGGCACUGGAAGGCAGCUGACCACAGCAGCCCCAGG
Molecule: messenger RNA, 876 nt
Organism: Equus caballus (horse)
Lineage: Eukaryota; Metazoa; Chordata; Mammalia; Perissodactyla; Equidae
Source: RefSeq, a predicted model, not a curated record